AUGGAGACAAGAAAUGAAACAUUAAGCACAGACUUCAUUCUCCUGGGUCUUUUCCCUGGAAUGAGACAUACUGGCAUCCUUGUCUCUGUUAUCCUCCUCAUCUAUACCAUUGCCAUCACAGGAAACACCACCUUGAUUCUUCUUAUCUGGGCAGAUUCCCGUCUCCAUACCUCCAUGUAUUUCCUACUUAGCCAACUGUCUCUCAUUGACCUGGCUUUUAUCUCAAGUAUAGUACCAAAAAUGGCGGUCAACUUUUUCUCAGGGAAAAAGAAGAUCUCCCUGAUCAGCUGUGGAACACAGAUUUUCUUCACUUUGACUCUGGGUAUUGCUGAGUGCAUCCUCCUGACCCUUAUGUCUUAUGAUCGCUAUGUGGCCAUCUGUAAUCCUCUCAAAUACCCGAUUAUUAUCAGCCACAGGGUCUCCCAGCAGAUGGCUGUUGGAUCCUGGUUGGGAGGGGCUUUAGCAUCCUUGGUUCACACAGCCUAUUCCAUGCAUUUCCCUCUCUGUGGGACCCGAGAACUCCACCACUUCUUCUGUGAAGUCAAGGCCAUUUUGAAGUUAUCCUGUGAGGACAUCUCUGCUUAUGAGAAAGGGGUAGUAGUGACGAGUAUUAUCGUGGUUCUUCUCCCCAUAAGCCUUAUUCUGAGUUCUUACACCCUUAUUUUUCUCCAGGUCCUAAAAAUGAACUCCCCUGAAGGCAGAAAAAAGGCACUGGCUACCUGCUCUUCACAUCUGACCGUGGUCAUCUUUUACUAUGGCCCAGCCAUGCUGAUAUACAUGAGGCCGGGAUCUUCCCACACCCCUAUCCUGAAUCAGGCCCUCUUUAUGUUUGACACUAUCCUUACACCCAUGCUGAACCCACUCAUCUACAGUCUGAGAAACAGGGAAGUGAUGGGCUCACUAAAAAAGAUGUUAUUGAGGUGCUCCAUUUUAAAAUAG
Molecule: messenger RNA, 939 nt
Organism: Sorex fumeus (smoky shrew)
Lineage: Eukaryota; Metazoa; Chordata; Mammalia; Eulipotyphla; Soricidae
Product: olfactory receptor 2AJ1-like
Exons: 1
Coding region: 1-939 (312 amino acids)
Biological process (GO): G protein-coupled receptor signaling pathway
Cellular component (GO): membrane
Molecular function (GO): olfactory receptor activity; G protein-coupled receptor activity
Source: RefSeq, a predicted model, not a curated record